AUGUUUACGUUUAAGCCGCUCACAUCCGAGCAGGCGCAGGCCAUCCAAGUGCCCUGCAAUGGACCAUCGAUAGAGGUGCAUCUGAACGAUCAGUCGGAUCUUCCAUCAGGCGAUGGAACUAGAAAGGUGGCCGCAUACUGCGUUCUGAACGAUAACUACAAAGCGUCAGCCGAGAGGAUAAGAAAUCUUACCGUCUAUGAGGAUGAUUUGUGGAUCGUGACGGCACCAAAAUGUGGUACAACGUGGACCCAAGAGAUGAUGUGGUUGGUCGACCACAACCUGGACUAUACGGCUGCGGCAGAAGUUAAUCUAAUCGCGAGAUCUAUCUUUUUAGAAUUUUGUACAUUAGUGCCUAAAUUUGAAGAAGACACCAUAGCGGCAGUAGAACGUAUGCAAAGACCGAGGCACAUCAAAAGCCACCUACCUAUGGCUUUGCUGCCAAAGCAACUGUGGACCGUCCGACCGCGCAUCGUAUAUUGUGCACGCAAUCCGAAGGACAUGGUGACCAGCUUUUAUCAUCACUAUUGUCACCUACACGGAUACAGGGGAACCAAAGAAGCUUUCUUCGAGGCUAUUCUGCAUGAUCAAGUACUAUACCAGCCUCAGAUACCGCAUACGUUGGACUUUUGGAGUAUACGCAAUGAGCCAAAUGUACUUUUUAUCCAUUAUGAAGAGAUGAAGCGAGAUAUGGCUGCGGUUUUAGUUCGAGCUUCCCGGUUUUUAGAUAAAUCAUACACAAAAGAACAACUCGCCCAACUCGAGCACCAUCUAUCUUUUGAUGUUAUGAAAAAUAACAACGCUGCCAAUCAUACAAUUCUCCUUGAUACAAUGCAAACUUUAACCGGUCGAGAUGAUGGCAACCCGUCGGGUUUUCGAUUCAUGAGAAAAGGAAAGAUUGGUUCGCAUCGGGAAGAGCUGACGGAUGAAUACAUUGCUAAGCUGGACACGUAUAUUCAACAGCAAUUGCAAGGAACGGAUUUCCGAUUCAUGGAGUAGAAGGAAACAUGAUAAGUGACCAAUUGUGUUUCAAAAAUAAAUUAUUAAAUAACGGUCAUAGUUGAAAACCUU
This is a messenger RNA of Anopheles coustani, 1068 nucleotides long. RefSeq names its product luciferin sulfotransferase-like. Gene Ontology annotation, biological process: sulfation. NCBI's taxonomy places the organism in Eukaryota, Metazoa, Arthropoda, Insecta, Diptera, Culicidae. Gene Ontology annotation, molecular function: sulfotransferase activity. The coding region runs from base 1 to 996 and encodes 331 amino acids. The transcript has 5 exons. The record is from RefSeq and is a predicted model, not a curated record. Gene Ontology annotation, cellular component: cytoplasm.